AUGAACGAUGUAUACCAUUCGGGUGCCGGGGGUUCGAAGGGUUUCCCUCCGGCGCCCUAUAGUUAUCCAAUGCAUUGCAAUAUGUCUCGUGCCUUCCAAGAAAUGACUGAUGAUGAACGAAAGUGCCUCGAAGAACGUAAAUACUGGUGCUUCCUGCUUUCAAGCAUAGUAACAUUUUGUGUAUCGAUGUUAUUGGUGGUUAUUUGGCGGAUCAUCACACAUAUAUUCUGUCAACGAAGAGAACGUGAGGACAUCGAUGCUGUGCUUGACCAGGACGAAGGAAAGCAUGGGCUUUUGAAAGGGGAACUAGAUGGCAUUGCGUUGAAGCAAGAAGAAGUUCAAAUUGGCUGGAUGACAGAGGCAAAAGACUGGGCAGGCGAACUGAUUUCGGGCCAAAGUAUGACAGGUCGCAUCCUCGUCGUAUUAGUAUUCAUACUGUCUAUCGGAUCCCUUAUUAUUUAUUUCUACGAUGCCUCACAGUAA
Gongylonema pulchrum is the source of this 483-nucleotide messenger RNA. NCBI's taxonomy places the organism in Eukaryota, Metazoa, Nematoda, Chromadorea, Rhabditida, Gongylonematidae. The record is from the annotation of a GenBank genome assembly.